This is a messenger RNA of Alternaria metachromatica, 612 nucleotides long. RefSeq lists its product as uncharacterized. The record is from RefSeq and is a predicted model, not a curated record. The transcript has 2 exons. Bases 1 to 612 code for a protein of 203 amino acids. Lineage: Eukaryota; Fungi; Ascomycota; Dothideomycetes; Pleosporales; Pleosporaceae.
AUGAAGUUCUUUACCUUAGCUCUCGCAACUCUGCUAGCCCAGACGGUCACGAUCGCCCAGAGUGGGUUCGAGCACCAGUCCAAUGGCUUCCGUCUUAUCCUCAAAUCAACCGACAAUGACCUCAAUGACCACGCACUCGGAGCUUGCCAUUGGUCCGCAGCCUACGAGGGCCUAUGCCUAACCAACGAUACGACCGCCACCCCUGCACGUCCCUACACUACCUUCUACCACAACGUAUCCUCCUACGACGCCGAGGGUAUCCUCAACUGGCCCAUGAGUCUUUACGGUCGCGUCGAUCCCGUUCCGUCCGCAAUGCGCUUCGAGUACGAAGCUGGGACCAAUCUCGUGAACAUUGCCCUCACGCCCUGGACCGACACAUACCAACUGGUGUGGUUCGAAGACGGCAGCGCUAGCAUGUACAUUACAAUCGCCAAAGAUGAUACUGGCAAGGCCCCUGAUUGGGUUCAUCCACCGAAAAAGGUCAAGAAUUGGUACAUGUGUACUAUGAGGUAUGACGACACGUGGCGGUCGCUGGCAUGGAAGAUAGGUUUUGUGGGCGAGCCGCAAAAUCCUACUUGUUCAAAGGUCGACGUAGUGAGGGUGUGGGUUUGA